AACGAUUACAAUCAUAGCUGUGUCAGUGAAAAAAGAAGAAAAUGUCAUUUAUUUACUUUGUGACUGUGCACUAUUCCGCAGAAGACGUGUAUUGGUAUAGAAAUUCCUUUUCUGGAGUCUCUAGAAUCUCUGACUAGAAUUUUGGUUAAAAUUUUUUAAGUCAGCUAGCAGCAUGUCUUAUAUCUUUAUUUUUUGUGUUUUAUUACACAAAGGUCUACUUUUAUGGGCCUGAGUGAGUUGCGUCUCAUGAGAGACGUGUUGCCACUGGUAUCUACCAUAUAACUAACUUAACUGUUAUAAUUUUAGUUGCAAACUCUACAAUAUGUAGAAGAAGAAAAUGAGUUGGUAAAGCAACAAGAAAAAACUUUGAAGUCAGAAAUUGCUUUGCUGCGUUCUAAAUUGGCAAAUUGUGAAACUGAACUAUUGCAAUGCAAAAAUAAAAUACGUAUAUUAAUGGAUGAUAUUGAGGUGGAGCAGAGAGCUAUCACAAACAAGCAGAAGAAUAAUAGGCAAAACGUGGAGCGUGAUUUCUUAAUGGAAAUGGAGCGUAUACAAAGUGAAAUUGAUUUAGCUAUACAUAAUACAGACACAUCAAAUAAAACUGCAGAAAAUUUAAAAAAAGAAAUAUUAUUAAUCGAAAAUGCCAUAGCUGAGAAAAAACGUCAGGUUGAGCAACUGGUCAAUGAAAUGAAAGAAGUUAAUUUACAAAGUUUAACAGUAACAACAUCGGAAGAGAUCAAACAUUUGUUGGAAGGUCCAAAUAAACAGGGUAGCAGUCGUCGGAUAAUUGGUUCGCCUCGACAACUGGAAAAUGCUGUGCCCACAAGCAAAAAUCCUCAUGGUGUCUGGGUUUAAUUGAAAACAAAUUUCAAAGUUUUUUUUUCAACAAAAUUACCUAAACAACGCAACUAUAUCACUUUAAUAUUUUAACUUUAUAUAAAUAGUACUAUUUCUUGUUAAAAUUUUUUAAAAAUGUAGUUUUAUAUUUAUACACAACGUAGAAAAGUUAAAAAAACGAAAAUAAGACAAAAAUGUAACGAACUUAACUUGGGAACAAACUAGGAAAUGAGUAACAUAUCUACAAAAAACAAUGAAUAUAUCAACAAAUACAUAUGCAUAUGUUUAUAA
Molecule: messenger RNA, 1128 nt
Organism: Teleopsis dalmanni
Lineage: Eukaryota; Metazoa; Arthropoda; Insecta; Diptera; Diopsidae
Exons: 4
Coding region: 454-855 (133 amino acids)
Source: RefSeq, a predicted model, not a curated record